Oppiella nova is the source of this 1333-nucleotide messenger RNA. The record is from the annotation of a GenBank genome assembly. NCBI's taxonomy places the organism in Eukaryota, Metazoa, Arthropoda, Arachnida, Sarcoptiformes, Oppiidae.
AUUUUGUACGAGUUUUGAGUGAAUGUUGUUUUGAUUGUAGUUUUCGUGGGAUUUAAUCAUUUGUUUACAUUUCAUAGCAUUUGACGUUUGAAUCACUGGAUCUGAUCUGAAGAGUUGCUAUCAAUGAGUGCACUGGAAGUAUGUCUCAGGAAGAAGACACGGAUUUGCGGGAAACGCCGAUCCGAGCGAUGAGUCUGUCGACAAGACAUGGAUUGUCUGAAUACCUGAAUGGCGAGCAAUACAUCACCACAUCUGAGGGUCUUUGCAGAGACUACAGAGGAUUAGCGCAACUCAUGGGCUUCUCCUACCAUAUCAUCGAUUCCCUCCUCAGAACCAAUGAUCCCUUCAGUGGUUUACUCGACAGAUAUAAGAACCGAAGUGACGCCACAUUCGGCCAAUUGAUCCAAAUGUUGGACCGCAUCGAGAGGUAUGACAUCAUCGACGAUAUGACACCCUUUCUUCGCGAAGACAGCAGACAUUACAAGAGUCUUAAGCCGUCCAAUGAUUCUUCAGAGCCAAACCACCAAACGAUGGCAAUUGAGCCCAAGAUAAUCAUUUACGACGCGUACGUCUGUUAUGCCGACAAAGACAUUGGUUUUGUUGAACAAUUGUCUCAAUAUCUUGAGUCUCCAAAUAUUGGUUUGCGUUUAUUCAUAAGGGAUCGGGACUUAUGUCUGGGUUCUUGGGCUUACGAGUCGUUUGCUCAGAUGGUGACCUCCCAGUGCCGCAAAGUGCUCAUCAUUUUGUCGCCUCACUUCUUGGAGUGUCCCGAAUGUGACUUUCAGACGGCUUUCACCACCGGACUGGCCAUUGAACAGAGGAAUAGAAUAUUGAUUCCUAUUAUCCACAAGAGGUGUGAUUUGCCACCAAUCAUACGAAUGCUCACAAAGAUUGAUAUGACCCGGAGCUUAGACACACCCGACUGGACGUGGAAUCGAUUGGUCAACUCUAUUAGGAUUCAUUCCGCUAACCAAUCAUUUGUCACCAAAUCCGUGGCCUAUGAGAGUAAACCAACUCUUCUGCAGUUGCCGUCCGUUCCGUCCGAUUCUCCAAACGGUUCACAACUUAUAUCCAUUGAAACGAUCAGCGAUUCAUGCAUUUCAUUGCCAACUCGUUGUCCCACACCCACAGCUCCUCCACUUAUAACCACUCAGUCUUCUGUUUGCUCAACAAAUAGUGAGAUGUCUAUCAAAUCAGAUAAUUCUGAAUGUCUUCCCAUUUUAAGUACAGAAAAGGACAAGAAUUCAAAGAAACUGAUCCAUAAAACAUGGAUUUCGUUACGACAAAAGUUUAAGAGUUGAGUUGAGAGACAAUAAUUGUUAUUAACUUUUUA